AUGGAAUGCAGAAAAUAUAAUUAAAAGUAAAUUAUUGAAUAAUUAUUAAGCAAAUUUAAAAAGAAGAAGAAUUACCAACAUUUAUUAAAUAUUUUAAUUUAUCAUGUGAGUAUUCUAAUAGUUGUUAUAAAUCAAAUGUAGAAUUUAGUAGAUUAGGAGGAUAUAAUUAAUUUUAUAACUAAUUAUAAUAAGCAAACUAAAUUUAAUAAUAAUAACAAUAGAAAGUUUAGACUCCCUUUGAAGUUUGAAAAAAUUCAAUUAGUUCUUUGCCUGAAUUAAAAGGCUGAAUAUAAAUUAUAGAAUCUAAUUUAUUUCUGA
This is a messenger RNA of Paramecium pentaurelia, 318 nucleotides long. NCBI's taxonomy places the organism in Eukaryota, Ciliophora, Oligohymenophorea, Peniculida, Parameciidae. The record is from the annotation of a GenBank genome assembly.